Molecule: messenger RNA, 1177 nt
Organism: Rhincodon typus (whale shark)
Lineage: Eukaryota; Metazoa; Chordata; Chondrichthyes; Orectolobiformes; Rhincodontidae
Product: nucleus accumbens-associated protein 1-like
Exons: 2
Coding region: 19-1098 (359 amino acids)
Biological process (GO): regulation of transcription by RNA polymerase II
Molecular function (GO): RNA polymerase II cis-regulatory region sequence-specific DNA binding; protein binding; DNA-binding transcription factor activity, RNA polymerase II-specific
Source: RefSeq, a predicted model, not a curated record
GGUGACGAGGCCUGGGUGAUGGCUCAGACUCUGCAGCUGGAGAUUCCCAACUUUGGGAACACGGUGCUGGAGUGCCUGAACGAGCAGAGGCUGCAGGGCCUGUACUGCGACACCUCCAUCGUGGUGAAGGGCCAGACCUUUAAGGCCCACCGUGCUGUGCUGGCAGCCAACAGCUCCUACUUCCGGGACCUGUUCACGGGGAGCGCCCGGGCCGCAUUCGAGCUGCCGGCGGCCGUGCAGCCUCAGAGCUUCCAGAACAUUCUCAACUUCUGCUACACGGGGAGGCUGUGCAUGAAGGCGGGAGAGCAGUUCAUGCUGAUGUACACGGCCGGCUUCCUGCAGAUACAGCGCAUCGUAGAGCGUGGCACCGAGCUACUGUCCAAGGUCAGCUCGCCGAGGUGUGACUCGCAGGGCCUGAGUGUCGAGGAGCCCGCCUGGGAACCCCCCAGCCCUGCGGCUGCCCCUCACCCUCUCCCCCUGCCCCUCGCCUCCCGCGUCAAGGUGGAGCAGAGCGAGGGGGCAGGGCCAGGAGCUGGGGCAGCCCGAGGCCGCCGGGCCGGAGAGGGACCCUCGGGGGGCAGCGCCAAGUCGGCCCGUCUCUCCCACGAGGGACCGGCCUACCCCGCCGGCCUGCCCCGCGAUCUCUCCAGCCCUGGAGCCAGCAGCGUCCACCCCAGCGACAGCCCCUUCUCCUGCCAGAACGACGAGGACGACGAGGAGGCGGACGAGGAGGCAGCGGCAGCGGAGGAGGAAGGGCUGGAGGACAUGACCGAGGAGCAGUACGUCCAGAUGUGCAGCAUGUACAACAUCAUGAGCGUCCCCCACGUCGCCCAACAGGAGAGGGUGGAGGCACUGCCUGACCACGUGGACGGCCGAUCGAGGAUGAGGAUUCGCCACGACCUGGCAGUGCUGCCGGCCGAUCUCAUUAACCAGAUCGGCCAUCGCUGCCACCCCAAGCUGUACGUGGAGGGAGACCCAACCGAGAAAUUCGAGCUGGUGACAGGUAGGCAGCAAACCAUCAGCCUGUCACCGGUACACACCGUGUUAAACUGUGCUGACCCGGGGUGGACCGAGUCAAUCCGCACUGACCUGGGGUGACUAGAUUAAACUGGACUGACCAAAGUGAGCCAGGUUACAUUAUAGUAUCUGCUUGUUGUGUUGCCAAUGGCCUUGUGGU